This is a messenger RNA of Rhodamnia argentea, 2136 nucleotides long. RefSeq lists its product as uncharacterized. The transcript is spliced from 5 exons. Lineage: Eukaryota; Viridiplantae; Streptophyta; Magnoliopsida; Myrtales; Myrtaceae. The coding region runs from base 331 to 1833 and encodes 500 amino acids. The record is from RefSeq and is a predicted model, not a curated record.
UCUCUCUCUCCAUCGCUCGCCUGCUUCCUGCGCGAAACAGUACAGCGACACGAUGUAACAGUGGAAAUUUCAAACACCACCACGGACAGAACAGACCUGGUAUGGUGCUGCUACUCAUCAGCAGCAUGUGAGUCGUAGUUGAACAGCCUCUUUGACCAUAAACCAUCAGUCAAUCCCCCCUUCCUUUUUCCUCUCCUCUGUCGCUCUCACGGCACGACUCCUUCGUGCCCCAAAAUGAACCAACAUAUAUAGAAGCAAGGAGACGAACAGCAAGCCCAAGGCGACAGAAAGAUUCAUUCGUUCCCCUCCGCAGACCCUUUGAACAAAACGAUGGAUCUCACGGCUCCCAAAUGGUAUUACCGUCAAGACCCAUCGGAGUAUUCAUCUCAUCGGGAGGCGCCCAUGGACUACCGGAGGAGCUCAAGCAACAACCCUUUCGUGGACGCGGACGCAUUCCCCGACCCGCUUUGCAAGCUCAACCUCAGAGAGACAGCUGAGUUCGUCAAGUCAUUCCCUGUCGUGGGAACCAUGACCUAUAACAACGGCACCAGAAACCCGACAGAGGGUGGGGGCGUUCUUGAGGUUUCAGCGCAGAGGAGGAGAGAUGGAGUGAGCUCGGUCACGAGCAGGAGGACAGAGACCCCCGCGACUCUGCUUCAGGCUCCUUCAACUCCCGGUAGGCCUGUGUUCAGCUUCAGCGUGGGCAAGAACUUGUCCAGACGGAGCUUCCCUUCCAAGUGGGACGACGCAGAGAAGUGGCUCAUGAGCAGCUCUUCUUGUCACAACUCGCCCGCGCACGCCCUGAAGCCAUUCGAACCACCUAGAAUGUCCAGGCACAGCAUCAGCAACAUCGAGGUCUUUGCGGAGAAGUCAAGGGUCACCGAGGAAGUAGUCUCGGUGGUCUCUCAGUUUCAGGAGUCUCUGUCUAUGGGCCAUGAAAAUCCACCCACAGCAUUGAAUGGGGUCUCACCUGCCUCUGCGGAUGUGCUCCUAAAAGAUAAGUUCACGGACGAUGUGGACACCAUAUUGCCGAAAUUCAGAUGCACCGACCCGUCCAGAGAAGGCUUCUUGUUCAGGAACUCGGCCAGUGAAACAAUGAAAGAUGCAGGCACAGAGGUCCACCACAGAGACGCAGGCACAGAGAUGACUCCGCUGGGCAGCUCCCCCAACUCCAGGUGCCACACCCCGUACAAGUUCUCGUCCCCGCCGAGGCACAACACACCGGCCGAUCGGUCAGGCCCAUUGGGUAUGGACACUUGCUACAGCAACAAUGGAGGAAUCACCGCCAUCGACAUGAAUCAGCUCAAGGAGUGCCACCUGGCCAAGCUCCAGCUUGGGACACAGUAUGACUCCAUUGCCUCCAACUGGAGCUCCAGGGAAGAGGAGGAGGAGGACGUUUCGAAGAGCCUGAGGCAUUUUGAGACCCACAACGCCAAUGGGUUUCAGAAAUCCGGUGUUCCAGAGUCCAGAACGGGCGCUGCAUCGUGGGAGGAGGAGGAGAAGUUGAAGUGCUGCCUCAGGUACCAGAGGGAAGAGGCAAAGAUUCAAGCUUGGGUGAACCUUGAGAGUGCAAAAGCUGAAGCUCAGUCCAGAAAGCUUGAGGUUAAAAUACAAAAGAUGAGAUCAAACCUAGAAGAGAAGCUGAUGAGGAGAAUGGCAAAUGUGCACAGAAGAGCAGAGGACUGGCGAGCACAGGCCAGGCAACAGCACAGUGACCAAAUUCAGAAGGCCACUGAACCAGCCAAGAAGAUCAUCAACCACCUCCACCACCAAGAUUCCCACUUUUCUGGUUAUGUCUCCUGUGGUUGCUUCCCGUGCACUAGCCAUCACUGAUCGCAAGAACAUGUUUUCCCUUUUCCCCUUCGAUGCCUGGGUGCUUCCGGGUCGAUCCCAGCUUGAGUCCACAUAACCAUUUCCCUUUUUUCCCUACACAAUUCUAUAGUCUCUGCUUUUAACAAGGGAUGGUUGCAAAGAGCUUACUGACAAGACAGAACAGCCACAGCCAGCAGUCUACACCUAGGAACUCAAAAGAGGAUUCUUUCGUAGAAUAGGUGAGGUGAGGCUCAUGUACAGGCACAUGGUGAUUUAAAGGCUUUGACAGAAGAGCAUCUGAGACGUGUUAGUGGAACGGUUCCU